AUGGACCCAGAAGAUUACAAGGAAAGCAAAUUCGGGAAAAUCUACAAAGUAGCAGGACCUCUGGUCGUUGCUGAGAAAAUGUCAGGAUCUAAAAUGUACGAACUUGUCAAAGUCGGUUGGGACAAGCUUGUUGGAGAGAUUAUUAAACUCGAAGGAGACACUGCAUCUAUCCAAUGUUACGAAGAUACAUCAGGACUCACCGUCGGAGAUCCAGUAAUGAGGACAAACAGUCCUCUCUCUGUUGAGCUUGGACCAGGUAUUCUUCAGACUAUUUAUGACGGUAUUCAGAGACCUCUUGAGACUAUCGCACAUCUCACCAAGAGUGUAUACGUUCCAAAAGGAGUUGAUGUUCCUUCCUUGGAUCAAGAUAAAACUUGGGAAUGGAAUCCAGCAGAUCUCAGCGUUGAUGAUAUUGUGAGUGGAGGAGAUAUUCUUGGUCACUGUUACGAGAAUGCUUUGUUCUCUCAACAUAAAAUCAUGGUCCCACCAAAGGGUAGAGGAAGGAUUAAGGAAGUAAUGCCUAUCGGAAACUAUACCGUCAGAGAUCCAGUUGUGGUCGUCGAGUACGAGGAUAAAGAAGUAGAGUUCUCUAUGUCUCACUUCUGGCCAGUCAGGCAAGCCAGACCAGUUGCUGAAAAGCUCCCAGGAAAGGAACCACUCCUGACCGGUCAACGUGUGCUUGAUGUGUUGUUCCCAUCAGUGCUGGGUGGAACCUGCGCUAUCCCAGGCGCGUUCGGAUGCGGAAAGACUUGUAUUUCACAAGCUUUGUCCAAAUAUUCCAACUCUCAAUGUAUUAUUUAUGUAGGAUGUGGAGAAAGAGGAAAUGAGAUGGCUGAAGUACUUGAUGACUUCCCAAAGCUUACCACUAUUAUUGAUGGAGAAGAAUAUGAUAUCAUGCAGAGAACUUGCCUAGUCGCCAAUACCUCAAACAUGCCAGUCGCAGCCAGAGAAGCUUCCAUUUAUACUGGAAUCACAUUAGCUGAGUAUUUCAGAGAUAUGGGAUACAAUGUCUCUCUGAUGGCUGAUUCUACUUCAAGGUGGGCUGAGGCCUUGAGAGAAAUCUCAGGACGUCUAGCAGAAAUGCCAGCAGAUCAAGGUUUCCCUGCUAACUUGGGUUCAAAGCUUGCUCAAUUCUACGAAAGAGCAGGAAGAGUUACUUGCUUAGGUAGCCCAGACAGAGAAGGGUCAGUUUCUAUUGUAGGAGCCGUUUCUCCACCAGGUGGUGAUUUCUCAGACCCAGUAACAGCAUCAACCUUGUCUAUCGUACAGGUCUUUUGGGGAUUGGAUAAGAAGUUAGCCCAAAGAAAGCACUUCCCUUCAGUAAACUGGAGCAUCAGUUUCUCAAGUUAUGACAGAGCUUUGGAGAAAUUCUACCAGUCCUACGAUCCAGAUUUCAUGAAAUUCAAGGCCACUAUCAAACAGUUGUUGCAGGAAGAUGAAGAUUUGUCUGAAAUUGUCCAAUUGGUCGGUAAAGAAUCUCUCUCAGAGAUCCAGAAAACAGUGCUCGAAGUUUCCAAAGUAAUUAUCGAAGAUUUCUUACAACAAAAUGCUUUCUCAAAGUACGAUUAUAAAUGCCCAUUGAACAAAUCCUUGGGAAUGAUGAAAUGUAUCUGUUGCUUCUAUGAGAAUGCUAAGAAGGCUAUCAAUGAAUCCCAAAUGACAGACAAUAAAGUAUCUUGGGCAGUGAUCUCGAACCAAUUGGAGGAUCAGUUCUAUGAAUUAUCCCAGAUGAAAUUCAAAGACCCAGAGACACCUGAAGAAGAGCUUAAUAAAUACUUUGACAACCUCUGUGAUGAGAUCGAAUCUGGAUUUAGAAAGCUUACACUCGGAUAA
Messenger RNA from Moneuplotes crassus, 1833 nucleotides. Lineage: Eukaryota; Ciliophora; Spirotrichea; Euplotida; Euplotidae. The record is from the annotation of a GenBank genome assembly.